Messenger RNA from Mytilinidion resinicola, 1173 nucleotides. RefSeq lists its product as uncharacterized. NCBI's taxonomy places the organism in Eukaryota, Fungi, Ascomycota, Dothideomycetes, Mytilinidiales, Mytilinidiaceae. The transcript has a single exon. The record is from RefSeq and is a predicted model, not a curated record. The coding region runs from base 1 to 1173 and encodes 390 amino acids.
AUGGCUUCGAACAACACUACCACUCCCGCCCGCGACGCCCGCAAGCACACUCUUAGCGAGACGCGCGACAACGACGAAAAGGGAGGCGUAUCUCCUCCACGCAAGAUCUCCAAGGUUGAGCAGGGGGAAAAAAUCGACUCCGUCGAUAUGCCGGUGACGGCGGACAAGCCCGUCAUGGGAUCUCCUACCGUCUCCGAAGGGUUCGCUUCUGCGUUCUAUCAUGCCGGCACUGUCGAGCAUCCGGACCAGAAAGGCGAGAGCUUGCUGGCUGGUAUGCACCAGCUACCGAAGAGCCUGGACGAGCAGGAUGUCACCAUCGGUGGCGUCGACGAGACCAGCGCUAUCAAUGUAGCUGUCGAACUGCCGGACCAGAAGGGUGAUGCCUUACUGGCCGGUGUGCACCAGCUGCAAUCAAUGGGUGUGGGAAAGCUUGGCACAGGUGCUCCUACCCUCGCCGCAGCGAUCGCUCACGCGGUCGAUACAGCUGUCCAGCAACCGAGUAAGCAAGUGGCUCGUUCCUCGCUUGCCGAAGGACUUCAACAGCUGGAUGUUGAUCCAAUGAGCCAGCAAGAGGCAGGAAGUUCCUCGCUGGCCAUGCAUCAACUACAAGACCAGCCACUAGACGGCACAUCACAGCUGAUGGAUGGCAUCGAGCAAGAAUCUCAGCAGGGGUGUGCCGCCUGCGUUAACUACGGGCUCUCCGGAGAUCACGACCAUCAAGGUAGGCCGUGCAGCAAACGGUUCCGCAAAGCUAAACGCCUAGGGUAUUAUAUGCAGUGGGAUGGCGCCCCGUGUGCGAAAUGCCUACCAUUAGGCCUCCAAAACCCUUGGCACCCUUCUUCAUGCUGCAACGCCGAUCUCCGAGACAAGAUAGUCCAGUCGCUAGCGAAGAAGAAGGCUGACAGCGACGAUCACUGGUUCAGAAACGAACUCCCGCGCCGACAGCUAGAGCGUAUGGACCUGCGCACCCUGAUGGUCAAGGCGAAACCCUUUAUGGAAUUAGAAGACAAGUCCCUUAUCCAGAAGUAUGUCGAUAAUGUUCUAGAACCAUACGUCCUACUUCUGGUGGAGAAAGAGGAGAAGGCAUGCGCGCUAGUCUUCUGUAUUCUCUUGUAUUUCUGGAUUCUCCAAGACAUGGCUUUACUGCUAAUGGCGUUCGACGCAUUUACCUAA